AUGUUCAUUGGCAACAUCGUUGGCAUACUCGUCGCAAUAUGCUGCAGUUACGGGUUUUACCUUUACUCCAGCAACAUAGGUGAUGUGGCACUCUGGUGGUCCAAAGAGGCAGUCUGCAAAAUCCCAAGCUAUAAGACUCAGAUUGUGUCGGAAGACCCUUUGCUAGUCUAUAUCGAUAACUUCAUCAGUGAGGCAGAAGCGUCACAAUUACUUGACAUUGGAUUAUCAACUGGAGCGAGUGGUGAAGCGUAUCGAUCAUCUCAGUCGGCAGGCCUGCCGCCGUCGGACCAUUCGGUCUCGUGUGUGGGAAGCCGUGCACUCUCUCUGAUGGCAUCCCUGACGGAGCCCUCCGACGACUUCGGUAUUCCUCAACUUGUGACGUAUAAACCGGGUCAGCAGUAUAAGCUCCAUUAUGACUGGUUUCAAGAGUCAAUGCGGUAUAAAGACGGCCGACUGUGCAAUCGUGUUGCCAGUAUCUUUGUAUUCUUGGAAGCCGACUGCACCGGAGGAGAAACAUAUUUCCCGCGCGUUACAUCCACGGCUUCGAGCUUGCUUGAUGACGGCAAAGCCAUUCAAAAUGGCUCGUUUGAGGGGAUUAUGUUUAAACCAAUUCCAGGGAAUGCGCUGUUCUGGAUCAAUCUUCCAGACAAUGGGAAGGGGGACGAGCGUGUUAUACAUGGAGGUCUACCGGUGCAUACCGGAACUAAAAGUGGGAUGAAUAUUUGGCCAUUGAAGUGUGAGCUAUAG
Molecule: messenger RNA, 747 nt
Organism: Penicillium cataractarum
Lineage: Eukaryota; Fungi; Ascomycota; Eurotiomycetes; Eurotiales; Aspergillaceae
Exons: 2
Coding region: 1-747 (248 amino acids)
Biological process (GO): peptidyl-proline hydroxylation to 4-hydroxy-L-proline
Cellular component (GO): endoplasmic reticulum
Molecular function (GO): iron ion binding; procollagen-proline 4-dioxygenase activity; L-ascorbic acid binding
Source: RefSeq, a predicted model, not a curated record